Strongylus vulgaris is the source of this 399-nucleotide messenger RNA. Lineage: Eukaryota; Metazoa; Nematoda; Chromadorea; Rhabditida; Strongylidae. The record is from the annotation of a GenBank genome assembly.
GUACUGUACAUUGGUGGUUUGGAUUGCUUUCAUUGUGCUACAUAUGGGUACUGUGAAUAAAGCGCUGACAAUGAGUUUCUCAUUCUCUUUGUCCGCGUCUAUACCUCUAAUAUUGUUAUUUUUCCCUAAACUUUAUAUUAUACUUCUACAUCCGGAAAAGAACGUUCGAUCUUCGUAUACUACGACAAAAUUAAUACGAAGUUCGACGAAAUCUUCAAGCUUGGCUGGAGGUGGUGGUGUUACACGAACAGCCUCUGUUCAUGUACCAGUGACAAAUAUCAAAGGUCCAAUACAAGUAGAUAACUCGACGCAAACAGACAUGGGAAAGAAGAAACCAGUCGACGAGGAUGUGGCUCAGCUGGUUGAAGCUUGCCGGCGAUAUACGGUAAGCUUAUGAAU